GGAUCCGCCCUCUCCCCCUAACUUGUAAAAUAUGUUCAGAGCGAUAGCCUCCAAGGAGCCCUCAGACAAACACAGGCAGCCCUGAGGUGUGAGACUUCCCCAGGACCACAGAAAGCACGUGAAACCAGAGGAGAGUGCCUCUACGACAGCACCACACUCAGCUUCCUCUCUUCAGCUUUGUGGAUUUUUGCAACUGCUGACUUCGGGGGAAAUUUUAAUAGGAGCACUUGGACUUUUUAAAUAAAACAGAACAAAAACUUUUGGGGGAUAAAAUGGCACUUCGACAGAGCUCUGAUAAGGAGCCAAGCAUCGAGCUGUUCAUCAAGGCUGGACAUGACGGUGAAAACGUGGGGAACUGCCCUUUCUGUCAGAGGCUCUUCAUGGUGCUGUGGCUCAAAGGAGUGAAGUUUACAGUGACCACUGUUGAUAUGAGGAAGAAGCCAGCUGAGCUCAAAGACCUGGCCCCUGGGACUAACCCUCCUUUCCUCCUCUACAACGGCACCCUCAAAACAGACUUCAUCAAAAUUGAAGAGUUUCUCGAACAAACGCUGGCCCCUCCCAGGUAUCCUCAUCUCAGCCCGGUAAACAAAGAGUCCUUUGAUGUGGGAGCGGACAUCUUUGCAAAGUUCUCCGCUUUUAUCAAAAACAGCCCAAAUAACGCCUUACAAGAGAAAAACCUGCUGCGGGAGUUCAAGCGUCUGGAUGACUACCUGAACAGCCCCCUCCCCGAGGAGAUCGACCACAAUUCAGUGGAAACCAUCGCCGUCUCCAACAGGAAGUUCCUGGACGGCGACAGACUCACCUUAGCUGACUGCAACCUGCUGCCCAAACUGCACGUUAUCAGGGUUUCUGCCAAAAAGUACUGCAACUUUGAGAUUCCAGCCCAUUUCACAGGCGUGUGGAGAUACCUUAAAAACGCUGACGAGAGAGACGAGUUCAAACAGACGUGCCCGGCCGACAUUGAAAUUGAGAAGGCUUACCUGAGCGUGGCCAACAAGAGGAAAUAAACAUCUCACUCCUUUGUUCUGUGUUUUUUUUUUUUUAUCAAUUGUAACCAUGUGUGUAGAGAUGGUGAUCUGUAGAGGGCACUGCAAACUUCAAAAAUAAACUGUGGCAGUGAACCAGA
Molecule: messenger RNA, 1126 nt
Organism: Maylandia zebra (zebra mbuna)
Lineage: Eukaryota; Metazoa; Chordata; Actinopteri; Cichliformes; Cichlidae
Gene: clic2
Product: chloride intracellular channel 2
Biological process (GO): chloride transmembrane transport; negative regulation of ryanodine-sensitive calcium-release channel activity
Molecular function (GO): chloride channel activity
Source: RefSeq, a predicted model, not a curated record